Molecule: messenger RNA, 4201 nt
Organism: Dendronephthya gigantea
Lineage: Eukaryota; Metazoa; Cnidaria; Anthozoa; Malacalcyonacea; Nephtheidae
Product: transient receptor potential cation channel subfamily A member 1-like
Exons: 15
Coding region: 255-3983 (1242 amino acids)
Biological process (GO): monoatomic ion transport; transmembrane transport
Cellular component (GO): membrane
Molecular function (GO): monoatomic ion channel activity; protein binding
Source: RefSeq, a predicted model, not a curated record
CUAUCUGUUAAAUUACUGUUGUUCAUAUUCAAUGGCGAUGUUCGAAUCUUAACGGCGGUUUACUCGAUCAUUCAAAAGUAUUUUCGUUCCCAACAGCACGGUACCAAGGAUGCAACUGGAAUAAUGAUUCGUUAAACGUUGUUACAGACCAAUAUCUUUGAGUUCAUAUCAAAAGUCCGUUCACUAAUCCUUGUAAUACGACGUUUGGUUUACCGUAUUAAAUAUUCUGGUUUUAGUGGUUUAUAUUCAUUACGAUGGCUACUGCGCCGAGGAAACGUAAAUACAUCAGCUUUCCAAAGCGUCAGAAGAGCAUUGAUUAUGGUUUACAUGGCGGUCCAGAUGAUCCCAAUGGAACUCAUAUCACUUUACAUCGCCUUAAAUCAAUCGAUGAAAAGGACUCCACUGACCAAGAUAUGAGGAUAGACUACGGCACGAAUACCCUAUCAAACAGUUGUGUGACGCCGAACAAAAACGAUCAACUCAAGUUGGCAGCCAUCUACGAUGACGAGCCUCAAAUUAUCAGAAUUCUCAGCUCCCUAACCAAUCAAGAAGAUGUUCAACGAAUAUUGGCAACGAACGAUGAACGUGGUCAACCGUGCAUCUUUUAUGCUCUUGAGUCCCGCAGCAAGAAUGCUCUGGCCUGUUUACUUCACCAUAUCAAGUUCACUGAAUGUGUCAUCGCUGAAAACGGAGAAAGCGUUCUUCACGUUGCUACGAAGAUGGGAGAUAUUGAUAUCGUGCGCAGACUGCUGGAAGAGGAGCUUGUCGCGCACCUGGUCGAUCAUGUUGAGGGUGAAAAUGGCCGAGCCCCGUUGCAUUUGGCUGCGUGGUUUAAUCACAUCGAGAUUGCGCAGACGCUGGUGAAACAUGGCGCGAAAAUAGAUCGUCCGGACAUCACCGGGAAGUCACCAAUAUACAUGGCAGCCUGUAGUGGUCAUGCUGAUAUGUUGCGAGACUUCUUGGAACAUGAAAAGGACAGAGUUGAAGACCUUCUUUUCAGCAAGUCGUACGGAGGAGGCCUUUAUAAAAACAUCUUUCACGUGGCGGUCGGGAGUGGAGACGCGAGUUCUGUCCAAGUCUGUCUUGAACAAGAUCAGGAGAUCGUACGAAGAUAUUUACAAGAGGAAGUCAAACAUGGCAACGCUCACAUUAUUCACGCAGCGUGCAAGAACGGAAUGGAGAAAUGCCUGAUGAGGAUAGUUGAAUCUAUGGGUCGUCUGGACACAAUCCAAUUGAACAUGAAGGAUAACUUGGGAUUUGCUCCCAUCCAUAAAGCUGCUAUUAACGAUCAUGCAAAUUUAGUAAGAUUCAUUGGUUUAAAGUCGAGAAUAUUUCUCAACGAGAAGACUGAAAAUUCUCAGACGUCCUUAGUCCUCGCAGCUCAACGCGGUCAUAUUAAUGUUGUGGAACAGUUACUUGAACUCAAAGCUGACUUUACCAUCACCGAUGAUAGUGAUAGGACGGUGCUGCAUUACUCCAUCGAAUAUCCAGAUAUUCUGAAGCUACUGCUGAGGAAAAAGGCUCUUACACAGCUGUUGAUCAAUGCGAAAGAAAAAGAUGGCUACACCCCAAUCCAUAACGCAGCCUUGCGAGGCUUAUGUGAAAGUGUUCGGAUACUGUUGGAUCAUGGCGCAGACUUAAACGUCUUCACAAACACCUCUCGCUCUCCACUUCAUUGCGCAGUCAGCUCUCAGUGUUUGGAUAUGGUGGAGUUGAUACGAGCCAAAGAACCAGCGUUGAUUAAUAAAGCUGAUGCAACCGGGAAAACACCGCUUCAUACUGCAGCGAGCUAUGGUAGCGCUGAGGUGGUCAGAUGUCUUCUCAAUAAUGGAGCUUUGAUUGUGAGGGAUGGCAACAUGUUUACUGCCCUUCACAUUGCUUCGUGUAAAGGCCAUCUAACUAUAGUUGAGAUGCUAGCGACGUUCAAUAAAAGCAUUAUUGACUGGCCAAACAAAUAUGGCCGAACAGCAUUGCUUUGUGCUGCAAAGUCAUGUAAGACUGACGUGGUGAAGUAUUUACUGGACAGUAAUGCAGCAAUCACAGAGGAUUAUGAAUUAUACAAUUGCCUGGAUUGGUCGAUGAUAAAAAAUGACAAACAAAGUGCUAUGGUCAUGAUGUCACAUGAUAGAUGGAAAGAGGUUAUGUCGACCACGAAGCAUGGCACCGAAGGAACGAUGACUAAGCUGGUUGGUAGCAUGCCUGAGGUCGCUUAUCGUGUUUUAUCCAACAGCAUGAAGUCUGUCGGUCAUCCUGAAAGCAAGGAGCAUUUGGUUCGAUAUACUUUCAUGAGUUUGCAAAACCUCGAAUCUACUGCAAACAAAACGGCAAAAAGUGAAGUAAGACCACUGGCAGCAAUCAAAGCAAUGAUAAGGAACAACUGCUACAAUUGUCUCUGUCAUCCAGUCUGUUGUAAAUAUCUCAAAGCCAAGUGGAUGCAAUUCGGGUGGAAGAUAUACUCAGCCAGUCUUUUGAUAUAUAUUGUGUUUUUAAUUUCAUUAAACGUGUACGCAUUUGGGAUCCCUACCUAUAAGGAAUCGUUGGAAAAAAAAGAAAACCAGAAUGCUUCUAUCAAUGUAAAGGUGGCGAUGGUUAUUUGUAUAAUUUUUGCAAGCUUCAAUGCGUUUAAAGAAAUAGUUCAGCUGCUGGUCUACAAGUUUAAUUAUUUCAUGGACAAAGUGAAUUACCUGGAGUGUAUCUUGUACAUCUCUACAUUCAUAUUUGCCGUUCCAAAUAAUGGAAUGAUUGCAAUAAAGAGUAGUUCUCAAUGGAAAUCCUGCUCGGUCGCUUUGUUUUGUGCAUGGCUGAAUCUGGUUAUGUAUUUACGAAGAUUUGCCUCUUAUGGAAUCAUUAUCCUCAUGAUGAGAAAGAUUUCUGCCACUUUACUCAAGGUAAUGCUUUUGCUCAUAUUCUUUCUGGUUGCCUUUGCGGCUGGGUUCACGGUGAUCAUGAACGAUAGAGAUGGAUAUCAGAGAUUUGGGCUCUCGAUGAUAACCAGUGCCGUGAUGUCUUUGGGUGAAUUUGAAUUAAAGGAAACGUUUUUAAAAGAUGCCUUUCCUGACUACAAAACAUUUUACUGGCUGAGACUUGCUCAUCUGAUCGCUUUUCUCGUUGUAAUGCCGAUCAUCAUCAUGAACUUGUUGUUAGCCCUGGCUAUCGACGAUACGAGCAGUAUCAUGCAAAGAGCUAAACUCCAGAAACACAUUCAGACAGCGAAAAUGAUCAUCGAUUUGGAACGAAAACGUUUAAGUUUCAUGUGGAAAAGACCGACGCCUGUUGCUGACCUGGAAGAACGUCCAAAUAAGAAACAUGAUUUUUCACGGACAAUUUGGGAGUUUGUUUUUUACGGGCCCGAUUUUUCUACCGAACAGAGUAACGAUACGCCCCGUGGCGGAACUAAUGCUGAGAAUUUAGAGAUGAUUGUGGACAUGAUGAAGGACUUGCAGAGGCAGACUGCAAUUUUGCAAAACAAAGUGAUGGAAAUACAGAAUGAAUUUACUGUAGCAAAGAAUCGUCGUUCUUUAGAGAUCAUAAGACUUAGUCAAGACAGGCAACAUGUUAGCACUCAAUUUCGGGGCUUCAGUGAGAGCAUUGAAGGGAGUGUCCCAUGGGAGCAGAGCGCAGAAACCAAGAGAAAGGUCUGGGUAGGAGUGCAUAGGGAGAAAGAUACGCAUAGCAUGAGUACCCAGUCUCCCAGUGUGCUCGACCCUAGUGAUAUCAUCAUGUCUGCGGAGCAGGAUGUGUUUGAUGACGAGGAAAGAGAGAGAAAGGAACAUGAUCCUGAGUUAAAGGAGUUAAAGGAAUUGCACAACCAGUUGGAAGUUGAUGAGAAUGAUAUAGGGGCUGGGUUAUGGGGGAAUGAUGAUGAGGAGGAAGGUGGGAAAACUGAAAAGGGUGGUGCAAAUGAUGAAACAAGUGAGAGGACAUUAGAGGAUGAUGGAGGACAGACAAGGUUACUUCAAGAUGGCAAUGGUAUCAUUGUGUGAGGUAUAUUGGGAUCUUCAUGUGGGUUUGGAGAGUUUGAGAGAUGAGCUGGUCCAAAUGAUCAGAAAUCAGAAGUUAAAUAAUGAGCACUUAAUAAUGAAAAAUUAACAAGAAUGACUAUGGGUUUCAACGUUCAUAUAUAUUACACACAGGGAUUGUGUAGGACCUAAUUUAAUAAUAUUUUGUAAUAUUAUCAAAUGAUAUUUAAUCUUAUGUAUCA